Messenger RNA from Zophobas morio, 1096 nucleotides. RefSeq names its product heparan sulfate glucosamine 3-O-sulfotransferase 2-like. Gene Ontology annotation, cellular component: membrane. The transcript is spliced from 2 exons. Lineage: Eukaryota; Metazoa; Arthropoda; Insecta; Coleoptera; Tenebrionidae. Bases 820 to 1068 code for a protein of 82 amino acids. The record is from RefSeq and is a predicted model, not a curated record. Gene Ontology annotation, molecular function: sulfotransferase activity.
UUAUAAAAACAAAAUAUAUAUUUAUAUUAAUCAUUACAUUUAUUUAAUUGUCUCUCUAAUAGCAACAUUUUCAUUUUAUGUUCCUCUUCUUCCCUUUGAUUUCUGCCUUUCUCUUGUAAUACAGCUCUUUGGCCGUGAAAGUUGGAUUUGUUAUUUUUGGUCGAAGUCGCUUGUGUAUUGGGGUUUUCAUUUUUCUCGAGUUAUAGUUAUUCCACUAAAAUCAAAUAUUUACUACUGUACAGCAGAUACAACUAUAUCUUACAUUUUCUUCAGGUUGUUUUCUGGCAAUUGUUUUUUGAACUGCCUUUUUGACAGUGGGCACAACUGCUGGAAUCAGACUUUGGUCUUCCAUGUUAGAUUCGUCACUAUCCAUAUUCUCGUUAAAACGCAUGGUGGCACUUGUUUCUUCAGGCUGUAAUAUACAGGGUGCCGCAUCCAAGUCUGGACAUAGGGAAUUAACAUGGCAAGUUGGUUUUUAUUUUAUAAUAUCUCCCCAGAUCACUUUAAAGCUAUUACUGAGUGAUGCCUUUGUGGAGGUCGAAGAGGGCUAUCGGCCAGUAUUUUUUUCAAAUCGUUGCAUCGCGUUCAUUUACUGUAAAAAGGUUUUAAAAAUCGUAUUUUGAAAUUCGCGCCCGAUCCGAGUUGUCGCGAAAUGUUCCGUCGCACUGUCGAAGUUCGGCGAUCGCGUCUUCAGAUUAGCCAUGCAAAAUGCAAAUGUCAAAGUGAAAUUAGAAAUUAUUCUCAGAAAUCAACGAAGAACUCAAACUGAUUUAUUUUAUCCGGUGUGAUGAUUAUUGUAGGACAAAUUAAACGGAAUAAAUGCACAAAUUGAUCCAUUCAUUCGUCAUAGUGCGCGAACCCGUCAAACGAUUCAUCUCGAACUACACUCAGGCUGUAUCCAAAAAGCCCGAGAUGAAGACUUCGAGUAGCUGGUCUUCCUGUAAACCCCAUCGACAGCAUUCUGACAUGUCCUGGGAGCCCUUCAAGCUAGGAAUGUACAUUCGUACCGAAAAGACGAAGAAGAAGAAGCUAGGGAUGUACUCGCGCUGCCUCACUCAGUCAAUUUAAACGGAAUAAAUGCACAAACUGCACAAAA